UACUUUAUUCAAUUUUAUGUCUCGGAGAGGAUUUCUCUUUCUUGACUGAAUCUGUGUGGCUUCUUCACUCCUCCAGUCGCCGGAGCAGAUUUUGCAGCCAAUUGCUGCCAGUGGACUUACGAUUUUGAGUAUAGUGUCCCUCCUUCUAUCAACUGCGAAGUAUCACUGUCCAAUUGGGUAAAUUUUUUUGUCAAAAUGUACUGCUGCCCACUCUCACCUUCAAAACAGAGACCUUAUUCAUCUGCUCAUUUUCUUUCUCCUUCAGCGACAUAUUUUGGGAUUUGUAAUGCAAGCAAAAGGCUGUCCAUAUCUCUAAUUAAUUUGGGAAAUGAAUCAGAGCAAUCGGUUACUACUUCGAGACUAAAUUAUGGGUUCCGUCGUGCAACCAAAAGGGUGUCUAUUUCACUGACUAGUUUGGGAAAUGGUGAUCGUUUGGUCAAUGUCAGGUGUGGAGAGUUGGCUGUGGAGCAUGAUGAUGGGUUUUAUAUAAGAAGGUGUGUGGAGAUUGCAAGGAAAGCAGUUGGGCAUACCAGUCCUAAUCCUAUGGUUGGGUGUGUAAUUGUUAAGGAUGGGAAGAUUGUAGGUGAAGGUUUUCACCCUAAGGCUGGCCAGCCACAUGCUGAGGUUUAUGCACUCCGAGAUGCUGGUGAUUUAGCAGAAAACGCAACAGCCUUUGUGAGCUUGGAGCCAUGUAAUCAUUAUGGAAGAACUCCACCUUGCACUGAGGCAUUAAUCAAGGCCAAAGUGAAAAAGGUGGUUGUCGGGAUGGUGGAUCCAAAUCCUAUUGUAGCUUCAACUGGUGUAAGAAGAUUAAGAGAUGCAGGUAUUGAAGUGAUCACAGGUGUUGAAGAAGAACUCUGCAGGAAGCUUAAUGAAGCUUAUAUACAUCAAAUGUUGACCAGAAAGCCAUUUGUCACACUCAGGUACUCUCUUUCAGUUGAUGGUGGUCUCUCGGAUCAGCUGGGUGCAGAAGUCACAGAGUCUAGUGGAUACUAUUCAAAAUUGUUACAAGAAUAUGAUGCAGUUGUUGUUUCUUCUUUCUUGCUGUCAACAAAGCAUUCUGUUCUUUCAUCUAAAGAACCAGGAGCAAAGCAACCUCUUCAGAUAGUAUUAGCAAACAGAUCAGGUUCACUACAACUCCCUGCCGUUACAGCGAUAUCAUCUAAAACUAUAAUCUUUAGUGAUGAGGAGAUUGUUAUGGAGCUUGAAGCAAGUCAAAGAGGGAUAGAGACAGUAGUUUUGGAUAGGAUGAAUUUAACAGCUAUCCUUGAACAUUGCAAGCGUCAAGGACUGUGCAGUGUGAUGCUGGAUUUGAGAGGAAACUCUGCAGAAUUUGAGGAAAUCCUGCAAGAGGGUUUUGAACAAAAUUUGUUUCAGAAGGUUAUUGUGGAAGUGUUGCCAAUUUUGGGUGCAGGUUAUAAAGAGGCUUUCAAAUAUAUGCAGCAAAACCGAAGGCUGAAGAAUUUAACAUCGAGGAACUUAGACGAAAGUAUUCUUCUGGAAGGAUAUUUCUAAGUGGAUGGAAGAUUUUAUGAUGAUGGUGAUCAUACAAGGUUAUUUUCCACUUAUCACUGAAAGAUGCAACAAGUCUACAAGCAUAUCAAAGUUACAUUCCUGCCUCUAAAAGAGGGAACUUGAUUUCUGAACUAGUCCUACUUUAUUCAUGCCACUUCAAACUAUACUGAAAGGUCCAUGGUGAGAUCAAGCUUCUCUUAUCAACGUUGUAGAACUAACUGUGCUUUGUACUAGAGUCUUAUUCCAUUCAAGUUUUUUUAGAAAAUGUUUAAGAUAAACACGUAAUGUUGCUUCCCGUUGUUGCAUUUCAAUUGACAAUAAAGAUGUCUGCAUUUGGAUCUCCA
This is a messenger RNA of Solanum pennellii, 1859 nucleotides long. RefSeq names its product riboflavin biosynthesis protein PYRD, chloroplastic. The record is from RefSeq and is a predicted model, not a curated record. NCBI's taxonomy places the organism in Eukaryota, Viridiplantae, Streptophyta, Magnoliopsida, Solanales, Solanaceae. Bases 196 to 1515 code for a protein of 439 amino acids. Gene Ontology annotation, biological process: riboflavin biosynthetic process. The transcript has 4 exons. Gene Ontology annotation, molecular function: zinc ion binding; diaminohydroxyphosphoribosylaminopyrimidine deaminase activity; 5-amino-6-(5-phosphoribosylamino)uracil reductase activity.